Molecule: messenger RNA, 1053 nt
Organism: Huiozyma naganishii CBS 8797
Lineage: Eukaryota; Fungi; Ascomycota; Saccharomycetes; Saccharomycetales; Saccharomycetaceae
Gene: OST3
Product: dolichyl-diphosphooligosaccharide--protein glycotransferase OST3
Exons: 1
Coding region: 1-1053 (350 amino acids)
Cellular component (GO): oligosaccharyltransferase complex
Source: RefSeq, a predicted model, not a curated record
AUGAGAGGAAACUAUUUGUACAGUUGCCUCACGGCAGUCGUGCUGCUCGUGUCGUCCGUGCUGGGUGCCACAGUGGAACAGUUUGCCGCAGAGGUUGCGAAAAGCGGGCAUAAUAUCAUCCAAUUGACCGACUCGAACUAUAAGAAGUGGCUCGGUGGGACGCACAAAGUGCCUCGCGGUGCCAACGUCCUCGCGCUGUUCACGACCACGGCUCUCGAAUUCGGCUGCCAGACGUGUCUCAAGUUCGAGGCGGAGUACGACGCCCUGGUCCAGUCCUGGUUCAAUGAUCACCCUGGCGGUGUCUCCAAAGAGGACCCGGAAAAGGCGCUGUUCUUCGUCAAAGUGUCAGUGAUGAAACCAGGGCAGAUCCCCAACGCGUUCAAGUAUUUCAAUCUCGAACACAUUCCAAAACUGCUCUUCUUCCCAGCUGGUGGAAGGAUCGACGACUAUCAAUCGCUCGACUUGCCCCAAGAGGAGGGCACCAUGAGAGUGACGUACCUGAUCACCGCGUUGAAGGGUGCCAUCGGUAUAUCUGACUACCAACUGUACGUACCCACAGACUGGUCCUCCAUCGGAGUCACCAUGUUUGCCGUGUUCGCCCUCGUCUACUUGGUCAGGAAACACUACGCGUUCCUCGGUACUCUCCUUGCAUCGCGCGCUCUGUGGGCUGUCUGUUCUGUCGCCUUCAUCAUUUUGAUGAUCAGCGGGUACAUGUUCAACAAGAUCAGGGGCGUGCCCCUCGCUGGAUCUGGCCCACACGGAGAGGUUGUAUACAUUUUGGAAAACGAGUUCCAAUCACAGUACGGUAUCGAGACACAGAUAUUGGCCGUCUUCUACGGCUUGCUUGCCGCACUGGUUGUCGGUUUAAGCAUGGGUAUUCCAAAACUGAACAACUACUACCAGAGAAGAAGCGACGGGACUUUCAUCGUUGCCGUCGCGAGCAUCGUGUUGGCUGUCGCAGUGUACAUGUUUUUCGCUGCGUAUACAAACGUGUACAGCACAAAACAAGGGGGAUACCCAUUUAAACUGUUCAAAGUCUCGGCGUUAUUUUAA